Haliaeetus leucocephalus (bald eagle) is the source of this 1230-nucleotide messenger RNA. It is a transcript of the gene WNT10A, whose product is annotated as wingless-type MMTV integration site family, member 10A. The coding region runs from base 1 to 1230 and encodes 409 amino acids. The record is from RefSeq and is a predicted model, not a curated record. The transcript is spliced from 4 exons. NCBI's taxonomy places the organism in Eukaryota, Metazoa, Chordata, Aves, Accipitriformes, Accipitridae. Gene Ontology annotation, cellular component: extracellular region. Gene Ontology annotation, biological process: multicellular organism development; neuron differentiation; cell fate commitment. Gene Ontology annotation, molecular function: cytokine activity; frizzled binding.
AUGGCGUGGGCCGCGGCAGCUGGGGACACCGGGGAGCUGCGGGGGCACAGCCUGCCAGCCGCCAGCGCCCAAGAAGAGCCCCCCCAGCCCCAGGGUGGACACCCAAACUCAGGGGACACCAACUCCUGCUCCAAUGAGAUCCUGGGCCUGAAGCUGCCAUCGGAACCGGUGCUGAAUGCCAACACGGUGUGCCUGACCCUGCCGGGCCUGACACGGCGGCAGCUGGAGGUGUGCGUGCGCCACCCCGACGUCACUGCCUCGGCCAUACAGGGCAUCCAGAUCGCCAUCCACGAGUGCCAGCACCAGUUCCGGGACCAGCGCUGGAACUGCUCCAGCCUUGAGACUAAGAACAAGAUCCCCUACGAGAGCAUCAUCUUCAGCAGAGGCUUUCGGGAGAGCGCCUUUGCCUACGCCAUCGCGGCCGCCGGUGUGGUGCACGCCGUCUCCAAUGCCUGCGCCCUUGGCAAGCUGCAAGCCUGUGGCUGUGACCAGAAGCGCCGGGGUGAUGAGGAGGCUUUUCGGCGCAAGCUGCAUCGUCUCCAGCUGGAGGCCAUGAACCGUGGCAAAGGCAUGGUGCACGGGGUGCACAUGGAGCACAUGCCGGCUGAGACCCCCGGCCUCCAGGACUCCUGGGAAUGGGGAGGGUGCAGCCCUGAUGUGGACUAUGGGGAGAAGUUUUCCAAGGAUUUCCUUGAUUCCCGGGAAACCUACAGGGACAUCCAUUCCCGCAUGAGGCUGCACAACAACCGUGUGGGCCGGCAGGUAGUGAUGGACAACAUGAGGAGGAAGUGCAAAUGCCACGGCACCUCGGGGAGCUGCCAGCUGAAGACGUGCUGGCAGGUGACGCCCGAGUUUCGCCUGGUGGGGUCCCUGCUCAAAGACCGCUUCUACGGGGCCACCCUCAUCCGGCCCCACAACCGCAACGCCGGGCAGCUGGAGCCGGGCCACGCUCGGCAUCGCCGCCGGGCCGGCAUCAGCGAGCUGGUUUACUUUGAGAAGUCACCCGAUUUCUGCGAGCGGGAACCGGCCCUGGACUCCUUGGGCACCCAAGGGCGCCUGUGCAACAAGACCAGCCCGGGCAUGGACAACUGCGAGAGCCUGUGUUGCGGCCGCGGGCACAACAUCCUGCGGCAGACGCGCAGCGAGCGCUGCAACUGCAAGUUCCACUGGUGCUGCUUCGUGGCCUGCGAGGAGUGUCGCAUCACCGAGUGGGUCAGCGUCUGCAAGUAG